Messenger RNA from Uncinocarpus reesii 1704, 669 nucleotides. Its product is annotated as peptidyl-prolyl cis-trans isomerase 6. Gene Ontology annotation, molecular function: peptidyl-prolyl cis-trans isomerase activity. Gene Ontology annotation, cellular component: fungal-type vacuole; endoplasmic reticulum. The transcript is spliced from 8 exons. NCBI's taxonomy places the organism in Eukaryota, Fungi, Ascomycota, Eurotiomycetes, Onygenales, Onygenaceae. Gene Ontology annotation, biological process: protein peptidyl-prolyl isomerization; protein folding. The coding region runs from base 1 to 669 and encodes 222 amino acids. The record is from RefSeq and is a predicted model, not a curated record.
AUGGCUAACAUGAAGCGUCUCGUGGCGCUGGGCUCAUUUGUUCUCUUUGCUUUCUUCCUAUUCCUCUCGAGGGCGGAGGCUAAGGGCCCAAAGAUCACCAACAAGGUCUAUUUUGAAAUUCAGCAUGGGGAUAAACCAUUAGGAAAAAUCGUUAUGGGUCUCUAUGGCAAGACCGUUCCAAAGACCACAGAGAACUUCCGUGCUUUGGCCACUGGCGAGAAGGGCUUUGGCUAUGAGGGCUCUACCUUCCAUCGUGUCAUUAAAGACUUUAUGAUUCAGGGCGGUGACUUCACCAACCAUGACGGCACGGGCGGAAAAUCCAUCUACGGCUCAAAAUUCCCCGAUGAGAAUUUCAAGCUCCGCCACACCAAGAAGGGUCUCUUGAGCAUGGCUAACGCAGGCCCCGAUACGAACGGAUCCCAAUUCUUCAUCACCACCGCGGUUACGAGCUGGCUGGAUGGCCGCCACGUCGUUUUCGGUGAAGUCCUCGAAGGCUACGAUAUCGUCGACGCCAUCCAGAACGUAGCCAAAGGAGUGGGUGACAAACCAGCGGAAGACAUCAAGAUCGCCAAAAGCGGAGAAAUCCAAAUGGAACCGGAAGGUAGCCGCCGUGGUCGAUUUCGCACAUAUUUUGAAUCCCCGAUGUAUGAUCCUGCGAAGCGACAAUAG